CAAGAGCGUCAAAAGAAGAUUCCUCCUCCAGAAACUAGAAUUAACAUUGGUGGUGGGUUACUUUUGUCAAAAGAAGAAGUUAAUAAAAUUGCAAAUGAAAUGGUUUCUCCUGUUUUGAAUGAAGUUUCCGAAAGAGCCGACAGUCAACGUGCUGCUGACAUAGAUAUUGCUGAAAGAACUCAAAGAUAUAACCAAGGUAUGGCACAAUUGGAACAAUUACAUAGAGCUAAAUUGAUGAAUAAUCAAAAAUUGAGACAAGCAACUAUGAUGAGACAUACUAAUGAGAAGAAGACUGCCCAAGGUAAGGCAAUGGCAAGAUUUAGUGAAUUGGUUAAGUCUAUGGACACAAAAGUGGAUGAGAAGAAUACUAAAUUAGCUGAAGCUGAAAAGGCCUUUGAAAACUUGAAGAUAGCUAUGGCUAAGAAGCUUGAAGAUUUUGAAGCACACACUAAACAAGAAGUUACUAAGUGGGCUGAAAAUCGUGAAUUAGAUUUGGAGGCGGCUGUCGACGAACAGAAAGAGUUGAUUAAGCCAUACCAAGAUGAUUUGAAAGCAGCUGAAGAAGAACAUGAAAAUUUGAUCUCUGAAAGAGAUGGCAUCAAUGAAAAUAUUGCUAACCUACGUGAAAAGAUUAUCGAACAUAAAGAUAAGAUUAUCAACCUAGAAGGAGAGAUUGUCGAAAAGGAAGGGAAGCAAAAGGAAGAAGAGACUAAGGUAUCUAAAUUAGUAGGUAACAAAGAUGAUUUACAAGGGUUUGUUAGUGAUAUUGUUAUGCUAAAGGCAGAAAAGGCUAAGGAAGAAGCUACAUUGUCAUCAGAACAAGCUAAUUUGAGACAAUCUGAGGUCGAUGCUUUAGUUAAUGAACGUAAGAGUGAACUGAAUAAGGUAGAAUUAGAAUUAAAGAGGGAGAAAUUGAAGUUGAUGGAAGCAUUGGGAAAAUCAGCAGAAAUGAAAGGUGAAGAUAAAAUUGAUAAUGAAAAGCUGAAAAAAAUCAUCAGCAUAACCCCAUCCACAGAGAAAUUAUUAGAUGAACAUGUUAGUAAACAAAUGGAUUCUGCCCAUCAAAUCUCAGCAGCAGCAGCAGCAGCAGCAGUUCCUGUAAGUUCGGGAGAUGCUUCUGUUAAUGUGGUUCCAAUAUCAGCCUCCACAACAACACCAUCUUCAAAUUCAGCGGCAUUAUUAGGCACUGAUGAAUCCAGCGAUGCAGCAGUGUCUGCCUCAGCCAAAUCGGUCACUGAAGCAAGUGGAGUUAUUCCAAUGGUUGCAACAACAGCUUCAAAAUCUACAGCUUCGAAGAUAACUUCUCCAUUGUCAAAAGAAAUACAUGCGGAUAAUUCGGCAACUAAUGAGGAAAAUGAAGUGAAAUCAACAUUCAGUGGAUUUUCCCAAGGAACAUUACCAGAUGGAGAAGAGGAACUAGAAUCGCAAACUCAUGAACUCCAGGCAAAGGACAGCUAUUUUAAGGAAGUCUUCUAA
Molecule: messenger RNA, 1476 nt
Organism: Vanderwaltozyma polyspora DSM 70294
Lineage: Eukaryota; Fungi; Ascomycota; Saccharomycetes; Saccharomycetales; Saccharomycetaceae
Gene: EIS1
Product: Eis1p
Exons: 1
Biological process (GO): eisosome assembly
Source: RefSeq, a predicted model, not a curated record